UAGAUCAAAACAAAUUAUUCGAAUAUUUAAUAUUUUCUGAGUUUUUGUGAAUAAUUUAAAAAAAAAAACUCUUUUUUUAUUUGCAGGUGCUUGCUGCACUGAGCGUAUCAAUGGGUUCAUUGGUUGUUGGUUUCUCUUCCGCCUACACCUCUCCAGCGUUGGUAUCAAUGACUGACAGAAAUUAUACGGACUUCGAAGUAACACCACAAGCGGCCUCCUGGGUUGGCGGUCUAAUGCCCCUGGCUGGUGGCGUUGCUGGCGGACCAUUUAUUGAGUAUAUGGGACGUCGUAAUACAAUUCUUGCUACCGCCGUGCCCUUCAUUAUCUCUUGGCUGCUCAUCGCUUGUACUGUUAAUAUUGCCAUGGUGCUAGCUGGACGUACGCUUGCUGGUUUCUGUGUGGGCAUUGCUUAACUCUCGUUGCCCGUGUAUUUAGGCGAGACAGUACAACCGGAAGUACGUGGCUCAUUGGGUCUACUACCGACGGCUUUCGGCAACAUUGGCAUCUUACUUUGCUUUGUCGCCGGCUCAUAUUUUGAUUGGUCCCAAUUAGCUUUCCUUGGUGGUGCGUUACCUGUACCAUUUUUGAUUCUUAUGUUCCUCAUACCAGAGACACCACGUUGGUAUAUCUCACGUGGACGUGAAGAUCGUGCACGGCGUGCCUUGCAAUGGCUACGCGGUAAACAAGCUGACGUUGAGCCAGAAUUAAAUGGUCUUUUGCGUACACAGGCACAUGCCGACAGACACUCAUCAGGCAAUCAAUUAGUAGAGUUGUUAAGACGGAACAACUUGAAGCCUCUAUCCAUUUCUUUGGGUUUGAUGUUUUUCCAACAGCUUAGCGGUAUAAAUGCUGUCAUCUUUUACACAGUAAUAAUAUUCCAAGAAGCUGGUUCCACCAUUGAUGGUAAUUUGUGCACAAUUAUUGUGGGUAUAGUGAACUUUAUUGCAACAUUUAUGGCAACCGUACUCAUCGAUCGGCUCGGACGUAAGGUAAAAGGAAAUGCCCACACUAUAUUUGAAGACAAUAAUUUUCUAACGGUUUGUUAUUCACUCAUUGCUUUCGCAGAUUUUGCUCUGUACGAAUAA
Bactrocera tryoni is the source of this 1085-nucleotide messenger RNA. RefSeq names its product facilitated trehalose transporter Tret1-like. Gene Ontology annotation, molecular function: transmembrane transporter activity. The transcript has 2 exons. Gene Ontology annotation, cellular component: membrane. The record is from RefSeq and is a predicted model, not a curated record. NCBI's taxonomy places the organism in Eukaryota, Metazoa, Arthropoda, Insecta, Diptera, Tephritidae. Gene Ontology annotation, biological process: transmembrane transport.